Sorghum bicolor (sorghum) is the source of this 701-nucleotide messenger RNA. RefSeq names its product Bowman-Birk type trypsin inhibitor. The record is from RefSeq and is a predicted model, not a curated record. Gene Ontology annotation, cellular component: extracellular region. NCBI's taxonomy places the organism in Eukaryota, Viridiplantae, Streptophyta, Magnoliopsida, Poales, Poaceae. Gene Ontology annotation, molecular function: serine-type endopeptidase inhibitor activity. Bases 83 to 421 code for a protein of 112 amino acids. The transcript is spliced from 2 exons.
AUAAGAAGACCUUCAGCCUCUUAGAGAUACCCAUAGGAAGGAAAUCCAAGCUUCUGGCCUGUUCUUGCCAGCAGAAACAAAGAUGAGGCCUCUGGUGAUACUCGCCGCCGUUACUCUGGUUGCUCUCGGCGUCCUCGCAACUCUGCCUCUCGGCGAAGGCUCGUCGUGGCCGUGCUGCGACAACUGCGGUGUUUGCAACAGAAAGCUCCCGCCGGAUUGCAAGUGCAAUGACGUCUCGGUGCAGGGGUGCCACCCGGAGUGCAAGAACUGCGUCAAGGUCGGUGCCGGGAUUCGUCCCGGCGGCGGCCACGGCCCCGUCGUCACCUACCGCUGCGAUGACAUACUCACAAACUUCUGCGAGCACCGCUGCACGGCGGCACCACCGCCGGAGGCGGCGGCGUUCCUGGGUGAUGGCUUCUGAUGGCAAUCUGCUGCAAGCAUCCAUAUGGCAAGUCGAGUUUGCUUCUCUCAGCUUCGUCUGAGAGAAGAAAUAGAAUAAAUGUCACCGCUCAGCUUGAUGUUUGCUAUUGUACGUCGUCAGUGUAUUAUUAGUACUGUUUCUGGAAUAAUUAAGAGCCAUUCAUGAUGCUUGUUAUAUGCACAAAGCACUGGUAUCGUGUCGAGUCAUGACAAUAUCUUGGUUACCUUGUUGUACUUGUAUUGCCCACAUCUUGCUGAAAAUUGAUUGAUGUUUAUGCUUA